This is a messenger RNA of Penicillium argentinense, 936 nucleotides long. RefSeq names its product dihydrodipicolinate synthase family protein. Bases 1 to 936 code for a protein of 311 amino acids. Gene Ontology annotation, molecular function: 4-hydroxy-tetrahydrodipicolinate synthase activity. NCBI's taxonomy places the organism in Eukaryota, Fungi, Ascomycota, Eurotiomycetes, Eurotiales, Aspergillaceae. The record is from RefSeq and is a predicted model, not a curated record. The transcript has 2 exons.
AUGCCGCUCACUCCACUCCGCCCCGGCGUCUACGCGCCGACAAUGACCUUCUUCAACGACGACGAGUCUCUCGAUGUCGCCUCAAUCCGCCGCCACGCCGUGCGCCUCGCCAAGGCCGGUCUGGUUGGCCUGGUGACCAUGGGCAGCAAUGGUGAAGCCGUGCAUUUGACUCGCGAAGAGCGUUCGACCGUGACCCGCGAGACUCGCUCUGCCCUUGACGAAGCCGGCUUCCAAAAUGUUCCGGUCAUCGCCGGUACCAGCGAGCAGAGCAUCCGUGGCGCCAUCGAGCUGUGCAAGGAUGCCGCUGCCGCAGGCGCCGAGUAUGCCCUCAUCCUACCACCAAGCUACUACCGAUACGCCGUCGGCAACGACGACACUCUAUACGAAUACUUUACAGCCGUCGCAGACGCCUCUCCUAUUGGCCUGGUUCUGUAUAACUACCCCGGUGCCGUGGCCGGUAUCGACAUGGACUCCGACCUUAUAAUUCGCAUUUCCUCGCACCCAAACAUCGUCGGGACGAAGUUCACCUGUGCCAACACUGGAAAGCUCACCCGUGUCGCGAACGCCCUCGGUGCCAUCCAGCAGGCCUCCCCCUCUGGCCAGCGCCACCCCCUCCAGACUCUUGUCUCUGGCGGAAGUGCCAUCCUGGCCGGUGGUGCUAAUGUCAUUCCUCGUCUGUGUGUGCGCAUCUUCACUCUGUGGUCUGAGGGCCGUCUGGCCGAGGCCAUGGAGGCGCAGCAGCAGCUCAGCGCUGCCGAUUGGGUUCUCACCAAGGCUGCUAUCCCCGGUACCAAGUCUGCCAUUCAGUCUUACUAUGGAUAUGGUGGAUACCCGCGCCGUCCGUUGGCACGUCUCAGUGAUGACAAGGCCAAAGCUAUUGCGGAUAAGAUUAAGGAUGCGUUGGAGGUCGAGCUUUCGCUGAAGGAUCUGUAUUAG